Messenger RNA from Penicillium manginii, 1227 nucleotides. RefSeq lists its product as uncharacterized. The transcript has 3 exons. NCBI's taxonomy places the organism in Eukaryota, Fungi, Ascomycota, Eurotiomycetes, Eurotiales, Aspergillaceae. The record is from RefSeq and is a predicted model, not a curated record. Gene Ontology annotation, biological process: secondary metabolite biosynthetic process. Bases 1 to 1227 code for a protein of 408 amino acids. Gene Ontology annotation, molecular function: FAD binding.
AUGGAUCCCCCCUCAAAGGACUUCACCGUCACCAUCAUCGGCGGAGGAAUAGGUGGCCUAGUCCUAGCAGCAGGGUUACUCCGACGAAAUGUGCCCGUCCGCAUAUACGAAGCUGCGAGCGGAUUCGCAGAGAUCGGCCUAGGACUCUCGAUUGGACCUGCAGCCCAUCGCGCCAUGCCGCUGAUAGAUCCGCAGAUCCGUGAAAUUUACGAUUCGCUGGUCACCACGCAUGCGGACAGUCCUGGAUAUGAGAGGUUUCGAGAGACUUGGUUUGAGGCGCUUCCUUCUGGUCAGACUACGUUGCGUCGGGCGAACUUCCUGGAUGCACUUGUUAGUUUGAUACCGGCUGAGAUUGUGCAGUUUGGGAAACGGUUGGAGAGUCUUGUUGAAGAGGGUGAUGGUGUUCGGCUGCGGUUUGAUGAUGGGACGGUUGCGAUGGCUGAUGUUGUUGUUGGUUGUGAUGGGAUUAAAUCGAAGGUGAAAGAGUCUAUGCUACCGGAGGAAUCGCAAUAUGCUCAGCCGAGGUAUAGUGGUAUGUAUGGUUAUCGCGCCGUGCUGGAUAUGGAGGAUAUGGUAAAAGCGGUUGGGGAUCAGCGUGCCAGGGUGUCAACGAUGUAUAUUGGAGAAGGGGCGUAUGGGAUUUCAUACCCUAUUAUGCGUGCCCAGAAGGUGAAUGUAGGGCUUUACGUUCUGAGUGAGAAGUGGGAUUGCGAUACCUGGGUUCGACCUGCAAAGCGUGAGGAGAUGAAACGUGAUGCCGAAGGCAUGGGCCGAUACGUGAAGUCACUCGUUGAGUUUAUGCCUGAUCCCUCGCAAUGGGCUAUCUUCGAACAUCCGCAUAUUUCAACCUUCGGCCGUUCGCGAAUAGCAAUUCUCGGUGACGCUGCACAUGCUUCCACUCCGCAUCAAGGUGCUGGGGCCGGUCAAGCCAUCGAGGACGCACAUGUUCUUUCUGAAUUACUGGGCGAUGCUCGAGUCCAAUCCACGGAGCAAGUUGUGGCCGCAUUCAAGGCGUAUGACGAGAUCAGACGGCCCCGUAGCCAACGAGUUGUAACGAGCAGUAAAGAAAAUGCCUACCUUCUUUGUCUGUGCUUACCUGGUGUACAGGAUGAUGAGCAGAAGCUAAAAACAGCAUUCCAAGAACGCUUGCGUUGGCUUUGGGAUUUGGAUGUGGAGGACCAGGUAGAACGAGCACGGAAAAAGAUGUUGGAAUAUCUUUCAGUUUGA